Messenger RNA from Grus americana (Whooping crane), 4750 nucleotides. RefSeq names its product heparan sulfate glucosamine 3-O-sulfotransferase 3A1-like. Gene Ontology annotation, molecular function: [heparan sulfate]-glucosamine 3-sulfotransferase activity. The record is from RefSeq and is a predicted model, not a curated record. The transcript has 2 exons. The coding region runs from base 1 to 1194 and encodes 397 amino acids. Lineage: Eukaryota; Metazoa; Chordata; Aves; Gruiformes; Gruidae.
AUGGCCGUGAGCGCGGCGGCCGCCCCCGCCGCCGAGCCGCUGCCCCGCAGCAUCUUCAAGAAGUUCCUGGUGAUGCUCUGCUCCCUCCUCAUGUCCCUCUACGUCUUCUACUGCCUGGCCGACCGCUGCCAGACCCUGCCCGGACCCAUCAUCGCCGCCGGCGCCGCCUCGGAGGAGGAGGAGGGCGGCGGCGGCGGGUACCUGGGGGGCUCGGCCGAGCUGCCCCCCUGGCAGGCGGCGGCGGCGCGGCGGAAGCGGCUGCUGCAGCGGCUCAAGCAGCAGCGGCGGCGGCGGCAGGAGGCGGCGCCGGGCGAGGAGGUGCCGGCCGGGGGCGGCGGGAGCCGGGCUGGCGGCUCGGGCGGCGGCGGGGGCAGCGCGGCGGGCACGCCCGGCACCCUGACGCUGCUGCUGGGCGAGGGCACCAAGCGGCUGCCGCAGGCCAUCAUCAUCGGCGUGAAGAAGGGGGGGACCCGGGCGCUGCUGGAGUUCCUGCGGGUGCACCCCGACGUCCGCGCCGUCGGCGCCGAACCCCACUUCUUCGACCGCAACUACGAGCGGGGACUCGCCUGGUACAGGGACCUCAUGCCCAGGACCCUGGAGGGGCAGAUCACCAUGGAGAAGACCCCCAGCUACUUCGUCACUAAGGAGGCCCCAGCCCGCAUCUCCUCCAUGUCCAAGGGCACAAAGCUCAUCGUGGUGGUGCGGGACCCGGUGACCAGAGCCAUCUCGGACUACACCCAGACGCUCUCCAAGAAGCCCGAUAUCCCCACCUUUGAGAGCCUGACCUUCAAAAACAGGACUACGGGCCUGAUCGACACCUCGUGGAGCGCCAUCCAGAUUGGCAUCUACGCCAAGCACCUGGAGAACUGGCUCCUCUACUUCCCCAUCGGGCAGAUCCUCUUCGUCAGCGGGGAGAGGCUGAUCAGCGACCCCGCGGGGGAGCUGGGCAGGGUCCAGGACUUUCUGGGCCUCAAGAGGAUCAUCACCGACAAACACUUCUACUUCAACAAAACCAAGGGGUUCCCAUGCCUGAAGAAGGCGGAAGGCAGCAGCAAACCCCACUGCCUGGGGAAGACGAAAGGCAGGACCCACCCUGACAUAGACCAGGAGGUGGUGCAGAGACUGCGGGACUUCUACCGGCCCUUCAACAUGAAGUUCUACCAGAUGACGGGGCAGGACUUCGGCUGGGACUGAGGCUGAAAAAAAUAAUUUAAGAAAAGGAAAAUAUAAUAUAAUAUAUAUUUUUUUUACAUAUCAGUAGAGAGGGGGAAAAUACAGAAAAAAAAAAUAGUUGUGCUGAAACGUGAUUUGUUCUGAUUUUUUUUUUUCUUUUGGCAUUGCUUUGUUUUCUUUCUUCUCUCAGAGAUAAGGUGAUGUGUCCGUCCAGAAAAGGAGGCUGUGAACAGCAACCUGGUCCUAUCGACAUCAAGUGCAGCUUGGCUGCUUCCUUCAAUGGGCCCAAGGUUUAGCACUGUCUCUGUGAAAAAAAAAAAAAAAAACAAAAACCAAAACCAAAAACCAAGUGCAAGGUUUUUGGAUGUCCUCAGGUCCACCUCCAGAAGUGACAGGGGUGCUUGGGGGAGCUCAGAGCCUUAAUGGAAGGUCAGCCAGAUUUUGGCUUGGAAAGGCCAUUUUAGACCAGACGUCAUCACUUUUGACAAUGAAACAAAGGGAGCUUGAUAUCUAAUUUGGCUUUUGAACCCUUACCUUAGGGGAUUGUUUUAUGGCAUGAAAUCUUUGGUGAAAUCCAAUUUUUUGUUUGACUUUUGCCCCCCCUAAAUCAAGCUCUUUUCAUCAACCCAACUUAAGUUUUCAUCUUAUAGAAGCCAAAACCAAUAAUCCUUUGUUUUGUUUUGAGACAAAACAAUUUUGGUAGCCAAAAGUGAAAGAAAACAGAUGAUUCUUUUGACUAUGAUGAAAAUCGCCAGGUAGUCAAAAGGCCUCAUUCACGGGAGUCGGCUCUAAACCAGUGUUCCCCAUGACCAGCAACGUGCACCCCUUUGCGACGCUGGCAGCAGAGCGCUUUUCCCAGAGGGACCUAUAUGAAGGGAUUUGGGUGAUGGGCAAGGUCCACACUGAUGGUGUGGUCCAUCAGUGAUGGUCCGUCGUGAUACACCUGUCUUGAAGGUGAUGGGGGACCCACCAUCCCACCACUCGUAUGCAGGAAACAAGUUCACAGUGUCUGGCGGAUGGUAUUUAAGCCAUAAUGAAGAAUGUUUUAGGUUGGGUCGGUCUUAAAAACAGUGAAGAAAGGGUUGUUUGGGAAAAAGUGAGCAAAAAUCACAUCCAGAAAGGGGAGAGAAUGUGGAGAAGACGAUGGAAGUUUUCCUGUCCUUUCAUAAAGGAGAACCAAGGGGGAAGCGGGAACAAGAGCAUUGGUUGUGCAGGGCUUUAAAAAUUGUCAGGCAGAACGAAUCUCCUGUUUGCAAUAACCAGGAGCUUUAAAUUCUUUGCUUUGAUCCUUAUCACCUUUUUUGGCGGUAGAAGUGUCUCAGCAACAGGAAUCUGUUAGUGAAGCAGGAUCCUGUAUUACUGUGGGCUCAUUUAUCUGCUGGCUCUUUAUCUUCAGCCUUUUCUGGACCGUAGGAGCGCCUAAUUAUCGCUUGGUGCUGUAUAAACACAACACGAUGAUGCUCUCUCUCCUGAAUCUAACUUUAAAAACUUUACCUGACAGGGUAAAACAAACUAGUGGGGGAUCACGUGGUAAUCUGGUUAGGAAGAAGCCUGGGGACCACGCUCACCGGCUGCCUGCACACCAGCCAAGAUCUUAAUAAAAUCACAGCAGAGCAGAGAUUUCAAGGAGUCCCAUGAGAAUUGUGUCUGAAGUUACAAUUUAACGCAACAGGGAGUCAUUUCCACCUUGGGCUGUGCUGCUCGACAGGUUAGGAAAACAGCUUGGUACCCGCUCGCCUUCAUGGCGCCAGGUGUCAAGCCACAUCCCCUCCUGGCUGCCCCGCGCCUCCGCCUUCCUCCCAUCCCUCCAUGCCUCCCUCCGUUCCCGAGGAUGCAGCGUCCUGGGACCUUCCUAUCCCCUGGAGACACAAACCCCCAGGGUUUUGCGUGCAAGGCGCAUUUCCCAAGGUAAUUACAAUAACUUCAUUAGUGUUGCAAGGCCCCAGGACCUUCUCCCCCCCGUUGUCAUCCCGAAGCCUCACCUGAGCUCAGGUUUCCGUGCCCCGGCUGGUGCAGCAGCGGUGAUGGGCUGGUGGCACCAAAGCCAGCUGUGCUCAGCAGUCCGUCCUGGUGCGGCACGGCUCAGUGCCACCCUCACUACCUCCACUGACACCUUCACCCCCUUCCCACCAUUCUUGUUCCAGUGUGUCCCAUUUUAAGCCCCUUUUUAGCAAUAUGUCCUGUGCCACAUCUGGGUAAACGUUUUACAGCAAUUGCCUUCUGGAAACACCUUACAGCAGAACGGCAGAUGAGGGAUCACGCAGACCCCUCACAGCCCUUUCUCUUUCCUGCCUCCCUUCAGCCCCUCAGUGUUCACGCAAGAGAUGACAUGAGAAAAUCAGAGAUGGCCAAGCAGCGUCAGCUUCAUGGGGUCAUGGUCCCUCCCAGCAUCUCCACAGCUCAUUGCUGGAGCUCAAAGCUCCCGUAUCAGGAAGAGUUGGAAGAGGGUUGGGUACUGGUCUCCCCAAAGUGUGACUGGAGAUGGGGGAAGGAAUCUGCUCUCUGCCUAUGCCGGCCAGAUCAAGGGGGAAUGGGUUUCAGGUGUAGCCAAAGGAUGGGGGUUAAUUACUGGGGAAGCCCUUCUGACAGCAAGGCUUGUUGGGGCAGGAGUGGGAGGUGGCCACCAUCCCUCCCGAGCUGUGCUCUUCCACCCAAGUGCAAAAGCCAAGCUGCGGCCCGGACAAGGCGUCACUCGCUCACAGGCACAACCGAGGCACAAAAUCUGAGGUUUUCCAAGCCGAUAAGAAGAUUUAAGCAUGUCGUUUCUUUGGUAUUUCAAGGAGACUUAAGGUUGGGCUAAUCUGUACAUGCCUUUUGACAAGUAUAAAUAUCACUUAAGAGUAUGAUUUAAAAAAAUCAAUAUAAUUAUAUUGCUAUUGUCUCUCAUACGGUCACAUUUAGAUAAGUAUAAAGCAGCUUUAUAGUGCUACAGAUUGUUCUUCCCGUAUUGAACUAGCUAUAGCAAUAUCAAGCACCUUCAUACAAAUGAGUUCCUACAACUGCCACCAAAUCACUGUCAUUAAGUCAGUAUAGCUUCGGUGCGUACGCAAGCCUAACUAUCAGACGUGCCUUUAAAAAAACUCUUCCCAGCACAUUGAACUCAGCCACGUAGCCAUAAUUUCCCAAAAAUGCUUGAAUGUUUCCCUUCCACUAAUUUCUGCGGGUUCGAAUCCCUUGCUGCACACCUAGUAAAACAAUUUAGGGAUAUGAGCCUGUAAUUGAUUUUUUUUGAUCUGGGCCAUAAGUAUUUUUGAAAAUCCCUCCACGUAUGAACAAUGGCUUUUAAAAAAAGAGGUCAUGCAAUCAAAUUGCUUUGAACUCCAAUAACAUUUAAGCCUCUAAACUCUUUAGGCUUAUUUUAAAAUCCAGCCAUGAAGUUUAGAUUAUUUUAACCUAAGAAGAAUUGGAAGUAAACUAUUGAAAACCUCGCCCCUCCUAGGCCUGCGGUAUUGAGCAUGUGUAUUAGGAGGGGAAAGCAAAAGUAGCUAUAAAUAAAAUAGUGACCUAUACAGUUUGAUUAUUUCUUUUUAAAGCAGAAAAAUCAAAUAGAGCAACAACAAGACACUAAUGAGGUGUA